Molecule: messenger RNA, 1572 nt
Organism: Cydia splendana
Lineage: Eukaryota; Metazoa; Arthropoda; Insecta; Lepidoptera; Tortricidae
Product: sodium/potassium-transporting ATPase subunit beta-2-like
Exons: 7
Coding region: 155-991 (278 amino acids)
Biological process (GO): intracellular sodium ion homeostasis; potassium ion import across plasma membrane; intracellular potassium ion homeostasis
Cellular component (GO): sodium:potassium-exchanging ATPase complex
Molecular function (GO): ATPase activator activity
Source: RefSeq, a predicted model, not a curated record
UGAACAUAAAAGUAUUAUUUGAUGAAUGUUUAUACUGACGUAACAAUCAUCAUCUCCUAAAAGUUUAUAUGCCUUUUAAUUAGAACAACUAGGGAAAACAGUCAUCCCGGCGGAUUCACCAUUCGCUAUAAGGUAACUGUGCGUGUGUGUUACAAUGGGACUUGAAAAAAGAACAAUCAAAAUUAUUGUCAGUGUUUUAAUUAUUUCAGUUAUAAUCGGAUGCUCACUCGGACUACUAUUUGCUUUUCUGUUAUAUCAGGCACCGUACAUAGAGCUAGAAGCAUGGCCACGUUUAGCUGAUGAUGGUCAGCGGCUCAUCCACUUUAAAACCGCCGAGCCAGGAACCUGGCAUCCUUGGGUCCAUCGUAUUAAUGGCCUUUUGAAUGAAUACGAGACCUCUACGCCCGAGGAUCCUCCCCACGCGCCGUGCUCCACUCAUCCUUACCAUGAGGAGUCGGGACGUUCGGAGUCCUGUGCCCAUGCUAUGCGGUACUGGCAUCCUUGCACCAUCGAUACCUUGUAUGAGUACGUCAGGGGCACUCCUUGUGUGUUCCUGAGGUUAGCUCAUAUUGAUCAAUGGACACCUCAACCGUACAAUACUUCAGUGGACUUGCCUAUCCCAAAUGAAAUGCCGGAUCACUUGAAGAAAGGCUUGUUUUCCUUGCAGAAUCAUCCAUCGGCAAAACUCGAAGACUACGUCUGGGUGUCUUGUAAAGGAAUGUCUCCAGCUGAUGAAGAAAACGUUCGUCAUAUUCGGUACAUCCCCGAAUACUUGCCUCCAGGGUUUCCAAUCAGACGGUUACGUACUGCUGAUAAAACUGACGCUAGCAGCUUGACUCCUAACGAUGGAGGGCCGCUGGUCGCUGUGCUGUUUCAGAAUUUGACACGUGGCGUGAUCAUCAACGUGGAAUGUCGGAUUUGGACUCGGGACAUCGCCUACGAUGGUAUCAGCAACAUCGGUCGCACCACCUUCGAAUUACUUGUAGACUAGUUUUAAGUAACCCCUCUGAUUGACCCCCUGAAGUAACCCCUCACCAAGCCCCGCCAUGCAUAAAAACCGCAACUUACAUUCGAAAAAUCAUUAAAUUUACGUAUUCUUAAGCAAUAUUCAAGUACAAACUGCCUUUCUAUUGCCUGGUGAGAUAGUAAAUUAUCCAGAUAUCUCCCGAGAUGCUACAGUAUUGUUUCCUUUUUGGUCCGAGUGAAGUCCGAGUGAAGCCAUAAUAAAUUCAUUUAUCCAUAUUAAAUCCAUUUAUUAAUAAAUUCAUGGCCUUGUAUUUGCAGCACAGUAUUAGGUAUAUCUUCUUACGAAUUUAAAUGAAUUUUUAUAAAUAACACCUACGCCUAUAUAUAAAAAUGAGUAUUGAGUUGAGUGGUGAAAAUUGACUUGGCCUAGCUCUACCGAGUCUGUGAGGCCAGUAGGUACCUACAGCUAUUUUCGAAAUGCAAAUUAAAAACAUAUUUAUUUAUUUAGGUUUAUUGCACAAUUUAUCAAGAAUUACAGAAAUUCAAGCAACAUGAUCUCCCUUAAAUUCAAACAACAUUUAAAUUGACAAUUACAACAUGAACUUG